CCCGGGCGGCGAUCCCCGGCGGCCGGAGCCCGCUGCAGACACCAUGCAGAACCCUAAUGAAGAUACCGAGUGGAAUGACAUCUUGCGUAAAAAGGGCAUCCUUCCUCCGAAGGAAAAACUUAAGGAACAAGAGCAGGCAAAGGAGGAGGAAGAGCUGCGUAUUCUUCAACAGCAGUCCAUUGUGAAAACCUAUGAAGACAUGACUUUGGAAGAGCUAGAAGAUAAUGAAGAUGAGUUUAAUGAGGAGGAUGAGAGAGCCGUUGAAAUGUACAGACAGCAAAGGCUUGCAGAAUGGAAAGCAACUCAAAUGAAGAACAAAUUUGGGGAACUUUUGGAGAUUUCAGGUCUGGAUUAUGUUCAAGAAGUUACGAAAGCUGGCAAAGAUAUAUGGGUAAUCUUGCAUCUUUACAAACAAGGAAUUCCACUGUGUGCUUUAAUAAAUCAACAUUUGAGUGGACUUGCAAAGAAAUUCCCAGAUGUCAAAUUUAUCAAAGCUAUUUCUACAACUUGCAUACCCAACUACCCUGAUAGGAACCUGCCCACAAUUUUCAUCUACCUUGAAGGAGAUAUCAAGGCCCAGUUCAUUGGACCUCUAGUGUUUGGUGGCAUGAACCUGACAAGAGAUGAACUUGAAUGGAAGAUUUCAGAGUCAGGUGCCAUCAAGACAGAUCUAGAAGAAAACCCCAGGAAACAGAUCCAGGAUCAGCUAAUGUCCUCAGUCAAGAGCUCUUUUUCUACAAAGAAAGACAGUGACUCAGAGGAGGACUGAUUUCUACACUGCCUUGGAUGAAGCUCAGCUGUACCAUCUUAAACCUUGACGUGUUCAUGUGUAGGGCUACAAGUGUCGCACUACAAAAUUGGUGCCAACACUACAAAAAUGGCAUCGUUUAAAAUACGAACUUCUCUGUAGUACUACAUUUUUGUAUCACCACAUGUAAUGUGCUAGAGGGGGUCUCUGUAUCUCCAGCAUCCCAGAGUGCUCUGCUCUUCUUUUAUGCUUCCCUCACCACCACCAACUGAGGGGACAUGCAUUUGUUGCCCUGACUUUUGGACCACUGCAAAGGCAAUAUAUUAUCUGUCCAGGGUUUACUUUUUCUCUUGAAGUCACUGAGCCAUAACAGUAUGUCAUUGUAAUGGUUUCCGGCUUUCUCUUUAUUACAACUGUUUAAAAUCCUAAAGAGCCUGAAAGGCCUCUAUACAAUAGCGAUGAUUUAAGUCCUUCUACAAAUUUUAAAAUACAGAAAACAGUAGAAACAGUUAUCCUUUUCAUCUUAUUGUUUUGAUAAAUCAAUAAGUAACUUUAUACAAAAUUUGACUAUCAAAGGGUUUGGCUACAGGGUACUGUUUUUUAACUAAUUUAUAUCAUCAUGUAAAUAAAUCAUAACUGUCCAAGAUGCAAUAAAGGGUGUAAUGUAACACUGUA
This is a messenger RNA of Alligator sinensis (Chinese alligator), 1423 nucleotides long. RefSeq names its product phosducin like 3 (gene PDCL3). The transcript is spliced from 6 exons. The record is from RefSeq and is a predicted model, not a curated record. The coding region runs from base 44 to 769 and encodes 241 amino acids. Lineage: Eukaryota; Metazoa; Chordata; Crocodylia; Alligatoridae. Gene Ontology annotation, biological process: protein folding; angiogenesis; positive regulation of gene expression. Gene Ontology annotation, cellular component: cytoplasm.